CUUCGGCCCGCGCGCGAGUUCGCUACGCGGAAUGUGCUUGCGCCUGCGCGUGGCCGGGUUGAGGCACGCAUCUCGCAGAGGGUGACCCUGAGGGCGCCGCGGGGAGUGGAUUCGGGGACGUGGAGGCCCGGGCGGCGUUCACUUCGCUGGAAGGCCCUGGUGGGACAGAAAAGACAGAGAUGGACCCGGUGAGACUUGUCCGCCUAUUCUCUCGGGCCCGCCCCUUGGGGCUCUUGGGCCUCCAGCACUUUGACCUUCUUGGAGCCCAGUGGACAGGAGGCAGGGAGGGGCUUGUGUGGCUGAGGGCUGUGGGGCCAACUCAGCCAGCCUUAGCUGCCUUCAGCAGCUCCCCUUUGUCAGCUGCCUUUGAAUCUGGGAGCCAGAAGAAUAUGAGCAGCCUCCACUCUGACCCAAGCCAGCCCAGCUCCACAGGCCCUCAAGAGGAAGAGGAGAGCUUUGGAACCCUCUCUAAUAAAUACUCCUCCCGGAAGAUAUUCCACAAAUCAACACCCCAGUUGUAUGACCUACGACUCAGGGAACAGAAUAUUGAGGAAGAUGAAGAAGGGGAACUGGAGCCAAAAUCAUGGCAGGGCCCAAGAAACACCCCAUAUUGGUACUUCCUUCAGUGUAAACGCCUAAUUAGGGAAGGAAAGCUGGCUGAAGCCCUGGACCUGUUUGAGAGGCAGAUGCUAAAGGAGGAGCAACUACAGCCACUCGAGUACAACUACACGGUGCUGAUUGGAGGCUGCGGGAGGGCUGGCUACCUGAAGAAGGCCUUCGGGCUCUACAAUGAUAUGAAAAAACGGGAUUUAGAGCCCUCAGAUGCCACAUACACAGCCCUAUUCAAUGUCUGUGCCGAGUCACCCUGGAAGGACUCUGCCCUUCAGAGUGCCCUGAAACUACGACAGCAGCUCCAGGCUAAAAAUGUCCAGUUCAACCUGAAGACAUACCAUGCUCUGCUGAAGAUGGCUGCCAAGUGCUCAGACCUCAGGAUGUGCCUUGAUGUGUUCAAGGAAAUCAUCCACAAGGGGCAUGCUGUCACAGAAGAGACCUUUAGUUUCCUGCUCAUGGGCUGCAUCCAGGACAAGAAGAUAGGCUUCCGACUCGCCCUGCAGGUGUGGAGGCAGAUGCUGAGCCUGGGACUCAAGCCAACCCAACAUGGCUACAACUUGCUGUUAGGGGCAGCUCGGGACUGUGGCUUGGGGGACCCAGAAGUGGCCUCCAGGCUGCUCCUGAGACCCAGAGAGGAGACAGUCCUGCUCCAGCCCCCAGGCAGGCAGCAGGCAGGGAGGAGAGGCUCUUCUGUGAUUGAUGGUGUAAUGACCAGAGUACAUGUGGAGGCCCUGGAGAGAGAGCUGUUUCUGGAACCUUCUCAGGCAGUUGAGGGACUUCCAGAGCCUCGGGAGGCCCUAGUGCCCAGUAAGGCACAAUCUGAGGUGGAAACCAAGGCAGAGCCUGACCACACAGCAGCUCUUACCCCAGUGGCUCUGAAGCCAUCUCCCUUGGAGUUGGAGAUCAACCUCCUGACCCUGGAAACUGUCUCCCCAGCUGUGGUCUCCUUUGGGACAGUGAUCACUCCUGCUGACAGGCUAGCUUUGAUAGGGGGCCUGGAGGGCUUCCUGGGCCAGAUGGAAAAGCACGGGCUCCAGCCGGACAUUAAAACCCUUACACUGCUGGCUGAGGUGGUAAAGCCUGGGAGCCCUGCGGAGUCCUCACUGCUGACCAUCCUAGACAGGCACCAGGUGGAGGCCGAUGUGACAUUCUUCAACACACUGAUGAGGAAGAAGAGCAAGCUGGGAGACCUGGAAGGGGCAAAGGCGCUGUUGCCAGUCCUGGCAAAAAGGGGAAUUAUCCCCAACCUACAGACGUUCUGCAACCUGGCCAUUGGGUGUCGUAGGCCCAGGGAUGGUCUGCAGCUGCUUGCAGACAUGAAGAAAUCCCAGAUGACCCCCAACACCCACAUCUACAGCACUCUCAUCAAUGCAGCCCUCAAGAAGCUGGACUACACCUAUCUCAUUGACAUCCUGAAGGACAUGAAGCAUAACAGGGUCCCGGUGAAUGAAGUGGUCAUCCGCCAACUGGAGUUUGCAGCUGAGUACCCACCCACCUUUGACAGGUACAAAGGGAAGAACAUGUACUUGGAGAAGAUCGAUGGCUUCCGAGCUUAUUAUAAGCAGUGGCUGAAAGUGAUGCCAGCAGAGGAAACCCCCCACCCCUGGCAGGAGUUCCGGACCAAGCCCAAAAGAGACACUAUCAGGGAUGCUGGUGUGGAUGAAGUCCUUGGGGGCAGGUAACAGAAUGCACAGCUAGAACAAAGUGCCUGGACCUUGGUGCCUGAUGGGAGUCCUGGGAGUCCUUUCCAUGAUAAAGACAAGCAAACAU
This is a messenger RNA of Marmota monax (woodchuck), 2382 nucleotides long. RefSeq names its product pentatricopeptide repeat domain 1 (gene Ptcd1). NCBI's taxonomy places the organism in Eukaryota, Metazoa, Chordata, Mammalia, Rodentia, Sciuridae. The transcript is spliced from 9 exons. The record is from RefSeq and is a predicted model, not a curated record. Gene Ontology annotation, molecular function: protein binding; tRNA binding. Gene Ontology annotation, cellular component: mitochondrial matrix. The coding region runs from base 180 to 2294 and encodes 704 amino acids. Gene Ontology annotation, biological process: tRNA 3'-end processing.